UGGGGCCCGGAGCCCGCGGCAAGGGCCCAAGCAGGUAGAGGGGUGGGGGGUCUCUGGAGACCAGGCGACGCCCUACCCCAGCCCCCAGAGACUCACUCUUCCAUCCUCGCAGAGGCUCCGGCUGCUUUGUUGUUGCCUCCCCACUUUUAGAGAGGCGAUCUGGGGGCUUACAGGGAUGGCAUUUGGAUGGUCUGUGGCUCCCCAGCCGGGGUUGCUUUGCGCAGAGGCAAGUGACACAGGCGACCGCAAGCAGAUCUACAACAUCCUGAGCACCCUGGGGCUGCGCGCCUCGGCCACCGACUGCGACAUCGUGCGCAGGGCCUGCGAGAGCGUUUCCACGCGGGCUGCGCAGAUGUGUUCGGCGGGGCUGGCGGGCGUCAUCAACCGCAUGCGCGAGAGCCGCAGCGAGGACGUCAUGCGCAUCACCGUGGGCGUGGAUGGUUCCGUGUACAAGCUGCACCCCAGCUUCAAGGACCGCUUCCAUGCCAGUGUGCGGAGGCUCACGCCCAGCUGUGAGAUCACCUUCAUCCAGUCUGAGGAGGGCAGCGGCCGGGGGGCAGCCCUCAUCUCUGCCGUGGCCUGUAAGAAGGCCUGCAUGCUAGGCCAGUGAAAUCAGAGGUCCCAGGAGGCUGUCGGCCCUGCUGCAGACCUACAUCACAGGUACCCCAGGUGCUCCCAGCCUGCACUUGGGCAAGACUCCCCACCUUGCAAGGACCCUGGAAGCCUCCCAUACCCACUGCCACCCACCGAAAGAUGGGAAGGCGCCACUGAGGAGUCAGGCAAGCCUCUUCCAUGAGUCCACUGAAUUGAAAGCUCAUGGGGGAGGGUGUUGGGAUGAGCAGGAAUACAGACAUCCCCACCCUGUCCCUGGAGCCCCUCACCUUGCUUGAACCCCACAACCUACACCAGAGUCACUCACUCAGGACUGCUGCUUUUUUUCCCCUCCCUCCUGGAGGCUGUCAGUCCACCUUGACCCCUGCUAAGAAAAGAAGCUGCUGCUCUGGGCACUGCUAAGGUCUGGCCUCCCUGGGAACUCAGCCUCCAUAGGGAGGCAGACUAUGGCUAGGGGCUCCUCAUCACUGUAGUUCUCAUGUGUGGUUCAAGAGGCCCAAGAAAGCAAUGAUAAGGGAGGCCUCGCUGGACUGUGGAAGCUCCCAGGCCAUGAUACCGACAAGAGGCUUAGAAUCAUUGGCCCGCCUCUUCCCCUGUUCCCAUCCCUGAGAGGCUUGGCCUCAUUUACUGUCCUGAAACGGACCCUCACUGAAAGUGCCUAAAACCCAUGCCUGAGGGAGGAUGCCAGCUCCCUAGGUGUGGUAUCAACAUAAGGGGAGGAAUCAUCUACCAACUCACCCAUCCAUAGGCCUGGGAGCAGCUUUGGAAUGGAAUCCUUACAUCCUAAACUAAAGCCUUGGCCCACUCAGCUUCCCCAAGGGGAAGCUAGACUCUCUUCUCACUAGACCUCUCAUGUGCCACAUCGCCCUCUCUGUGUCCAACCUGUGACUUUGCGUGUGUUGUUGUUAUUGGGGGGGUUUUUAAUUAAAAUUUUUAAAAUUUCAAA
Molecule: messenger RNA, 1558 nt
Organism: Echinops telfairi (small Madagascar hedgehog)
Lineage: Eukaryota; Metazoa; Chordata; Mammalia; Afrosoricida; Tenrecidae
Product: hexokinase-4-like
Exons: 3
Coding region: 176-610 (144 amino acids)
Biological process (GO): intracellular glucose homeostasis; regulation of insulin secretion; glycolytic process
Cellular component (GO): mitochondrion; cytosol
Molecular function (GO): mannokinase activity; ATP binding; D-glucose binding
Source: RefSeq, a predicted model, not a curated record